Messenger RNA from Sclerotinia borealis F-4128, 1227 nucleotides. NCBI's taxonomy places the organism in Eukaryota, Fungi, Ascomycota, Leotiomycetes, Helotiales, Sclerotiniaceae. The record is from the annotation of a GenBank genome assembly.
AUGCAGUCUUUUGAGAACAAAAUCCAAUCUGCUAUUUCCGCAGGCAAGAUUCCUGGUGCUGUCACGGUUGCAAGUAAGAAAUCAGGUUCAUUUUCUUACAGCAAAGCCCAUGGUCCACAUUCGCUCAAGGACGAUGCCUCCGAGCCCUUGAAAACUGAUGGAAUCUUCUGGAUUGCUUCCUGCACAAAGCUAUUGACUGCCAUAUGUGUCUUGCAAUGUGUUGAACGCCUUCAAUUCACACUCGAUGAAGAUGUCGCACGAUUGUUACCCGAACUCAAGGACUUGGAAAUUGUCCAAGGUUUUGAUCCUGAGACUGGUGCGCCAAAAUUAGUCAAGGCAACCAAAUUUAUUACUCUUCGGCAUCUUCUUACACAUACUUCUGGCCUUGCAUAUGAUCACGUCACUCCCGAGCUCAUACAAUGGAGAGCCUCGCGAGGUGAAACGUGCAGCUUGACUGCUGGUACCCUCGUCCAUCGCUACAACACCCCUCUUAUGUUUGAGCCCGGCGAAGCCUUUCAAUACUCCACUGGUCUUGAUUGGGCAGGUAAAAUGAUUGAACGAGCUAAUAACAUGACUCUUGAACAAUACAUGCAAAGAUACAUCAUGACUCCCUUGAUUCUCGAAGAUUUAACCUUCCACAUCGAAAAGCACCCCUCAUUACUCUCACGCUACGUUGGAAUGACUUCUCGCAAAGGCGGCGAAACUCCCUUUGGAAACCCCGCGAAUCCAACCGGCGCAGUUGUUCACUCUGAAGACGUUGUUUGGACACAGGACCAAAUCGAUGAUUGUGGUGGUAUUGGCGCAUAUAUAUCUAUGCCCUCUUACCAGAAGAUCGUCCAAAGCAUCACCAUAUCCGACGGCAAGCUCCUUAACCCAGCCAGCAACAAUGAAUUAUUCAAAGGCCAAUUGUCGGACACACAACUUGCGAUUGUACAUGCAGCGUUUCAGAUUGAUGAUAUGAGGGCCAUCAUGGCGCCAGGGCUUCCGAAGGAAACAAGGGCUGAUUAUGCAUUAGGUGGCAUGAUAGUCACGGAGGAUGUCGAGGGAAGGAGGAGAAAGGGAACGAUGUAUUGGGGAGGUUUUCCGAAUUUGGCUUGGUGGGCGGAUAGGGAGGCGGGGGUCAGUGGGGUUUAUGGGAGUCAGUUAGUUCCUACUGGAGAUAAGCAGACCGGUGGAAUGUUUGAGGAGUUUGAGAAAGCUGUUUAUGCGGAAGUUGAGAGUGCGUAG